Messenger RNA from Camellia sinensis, 2836 nucleotides. RefSeq names its product arginine-tRNA protein transferase 1 (gene ATE1). Gene Ontology annotation, biological process: protein arginylation. The record is from RefSeq and is a predicted model, not a curated record. Lineage: Eukaryota; Viridiplantae; Streptophyta; Magnoliopsida; Ericales; Theaceae. Gene Ontology annotation, cellular component: cytoplasm. Gene Ontology annotation, molecular function: arginyl-tRNA--protein transferase activity.
CACCAGCGUUCCACAGAGAGAGAAGAAAGAGAGAGAGAGAGUAGAUUCGUAGAGAGAGAGAGAGAGAGAGAGAGAGAGGGGAUUGGGCCAUUGCGGUCUAUGUUUGGAGGAGUGGAUGUGUUGGGUUGGGUGUGCUAAAACCCUAAAUUCUGAGAUGGAGUUGAAGAAUUGAAAGGAGGGGAAGAUCGAUAAUGGCGGACAAGAAGAACAGAAGCGAGGCUAGCAGCAGCAGCAGUAGCAGCGGAACCAACAGAGGCGAAAGCUCUGUUGUUGAUGUUGGGCGUCGUAGAAGCUCUUGCGGUUAUUGUAGAUCCGAUUCUCACUCCAGUAUUUCUCACGGUUUAUGGGCACACAGUUUGACAGUUGAUCACUAUCAAGGCCUUCUUGAUAGAGGAUGGAGAAGAUCUGGCUGUUUCCUUUACAAACCUGAGAUGGAAAGGACAUGCUGCCCCGCGUAUACAAUCCGUGUGAAAGCAAGUGAUUUAAUCCCUUCCAAAGAGCAACUUCGAGUUUCUAAGAGGAUGGAAAGGUUUCUAGAUGGCAUAUUGGAUGUGAAAAAGAGAGAUGAGUUCACAGAUGAGCCAAAUACAUCUAAGGGUUCAUGCAGCUGUGCCCCUAAUGAAAUUACUAGCUCAGCAGCGAAGGAAUCAUUGGCAGGUAAAAACAAAGAAAAGAAUAAAGCUGAAAAUUUUAUGCAUCAUUUGUCAAACCAAAUUGAUAAUGCAGUACAUGCAUUUGUUGGAAGUGGAGAGUUUCGUUGUGAUAUUCAAUUACCAAAAGCUACUAUCAAAAAAGUUGCACCAGCCAAAAGGAAGUUACUAGUUGAAGGAUCUGAAGAUCUCCUGUUCUCCAGCAGUAUUUCCUUUCAAAUUGCAGCUGCUUUAAAGCGGGUAGAGAAGGAUGACUAUUUGAAGUUAUCAAGAGAAAGUACAGAAAAAAAUGGCCAUUCUCUUGAGCUUUCUCCAACAAUAAUUGCGGAAAAACUGACAAGUUCUUUGAAUCAGUUGGCAGAAAACUCUGGUCUGUCAAUCAGAGCUUGCAAUGGGCACAUAAAUUUCUAUUCUUCUAAAAAACAAGAUUGGUUGGAUGAAAUGGUUGAAAGAGAUCCCGUCUCUAAAGAGUCUCCUACAGGAAGUGGAAGUAAAGAGAGGUGUUCGAAGAUCUCUAAAUGUCCUCAGGGAAAAAGGCGGAGGCUUGAGAUACGUUUGAACAGGUCCAGUUUUGAUCCUGAAGAAUUUUCCUUGUAUAGGAGAUACCAGAUUAAGGUGCAUAAUGAUACACCAGAUCAUGUCACAGAAAGCUCGUAUAGGAUGUUUUUAGUUGACACUCCCUUAGUAUUUGUCCCGCCAACUGGAGACAGUACAGUUCCUCCUUGUGGCUUUGGUUCUUUCCAUCAGCAAUAUGUGAUUGAUGGCCGGCUAGUUGCAGUUGGUGUGAUUGAUAUCCUCCCUAAAUGUUUGUCAAGUAAAUAUCUGUUCUGGGACCCAGACUUUGCUUUCUUAUCACUAGGCAAGUAUUCAGCCUUGCAAGAAAUAGAUUGGGUUAAAGAGAGUCAAGUCCAUUGUCCUAGCCUUGAGUAUUAUUAUCUUGGCUAUUACAUUCACUCCUGCAGCAAGAUGAGAUAUAAAGCAUCAUAUCGCCCGGCUGAGCUUCUCUGUCCUCUUCGUUACCAGUGGGUGCCGUUUGAUAUUGCAAGGCCUUUGCUUGAUAGGAAACCAUAUGUGAUCUUAUCUGAUUUUGCCACUUUACCGAAUGGAGAGUUGCCAGCACCUAAGGUGCUUGAAAACAGUAUAGAACUGCAGCUUGAUGAUCCUAGCCAAGAAGAGGAGAAUGAUAUUCCUAUUGAUGAAGACGAAGAAAUGGGUGAACUUGAUUUUGAAGAUUCUGAUGAUGACUCAGGCUCAGAAUCCAGUGGUUUGAUUCCAGUGGAUGUAUACGGAAGUGUUAGUAAUAUUUUGAUUGGGUUAAAGGGAUCUCGCCUGAGAUAUAAGCUCAUGCUCCAUGUGGUUGGAAGGAUGCAAAACUGACAAGAAGGGCAAUGUAGAAAAGGUAAAAAGAAAUAAAGACGGAAUGUGUUUAGUUGAGCUCUGUGAAGCACAGACAUCUCUCUAGAGGUCAUGUACUAGUGUCGGACAUGUGUUGGACAUGUUCCGGACAUGUGCUAGAUAGACACACUAGAAGAUGUGUUGGACACAUUGGAACCACAUGCUGUCCCAUUUAUUUAUUUAAUUUUCACCGGAGUAGCUGGUUGAUAAUUUGAUGAGAAAAAAAAUAUUUGACAGUGUCCCCAUCGUGUCAUGUCCUUCAUUUUUUGAAAAUUUGCAUGUGUCUGUGUCUCGUUGAGCUGGACAAAAAAGGGCUGUUAAUUUUUUUGAAUAUUAGGAGGGGUGGGACUCUUUUACUCUUCCUUUCUCCUUUCCCUUUCCUAUGAACCUUGUUCUCUUCCUUUCCCUUUUAAUUAGUUUUUCCUCGUACCAAAUUUACUGUAACUUGUUCUCGCACAUUAAUAUGAAUUUAAAGAUUUAGUCAGGUUGUUAAAGAAAUUGGAAGGGAAGCCAAAAAAUAUACAAACAAAAGAUAAUUGUUGGUUGAGUUUUUCAAUUUUAUUUGCUAUAUUUCCUCGCUUUUUUUCUCCCUAAUUGCCCUGUGCCUAAACUACUGCCAUUGUUACACUUGAUCAUCCAUCUGCAUAGGUGUCUCCCAAAUACAAGAAAGUAAAGUUUCAAGUGUCCUUGAUUAGAUUUUGUUUGUUGUGGCUUCCGUGGAAAGAGUUGGAAAUGUAAGCAAAUGAUGUUUGGUGCAACUUCAUUCCUUUUUUGUUUUUGUUUUUGUUUUU